AUCAUUGCCCCAGGAUGCUUUGCGCGGAGUGUAUGACGGAAGGUUUCCUGCGAGCAACACGUGGAAUAUGGAUAACGCUCCAAUGAACAGCUAGCCUAUAUGUUCCUUUCAUUUCAAAUGAUUUUCAUGAAAACUCCCUGCAGUGAGGACCUAACUGACUGACCUAUCAUUGCAUUCCUUGUACAGUGAGGGACAGCGUGGGGAUGGAGUAUCUACCCGACCGUAACUCCAGGUAUAAAGACGUGGACUACUGGGAUGAGAGGUACAAGACAGAGAAGUCGUUUGAAUGGUUCGGAGACUUCUCCAAGUUCCAGCAUCUACUUCAGCGUCACGUCAUGAAGGACGAUGCCAUCCUUGUGCUUGGUUGUGGUAACAGCUCUAUGAGCAGUGACAUGUACGAUGCUGGCUACCACUCCAUCACCAACAUAGACUACUCCUCUGUGUGCAUCGACACCAUGAGUGCCAGGCAUGAUGCCACAUGCCCGGGCAUGACCUGGCACCAGAUGGACGCGCGCCAGCUCUCCUUCACGGACACCUCAUACGACGUGGUCCUGGAGAAGGGCACCCUGGACGCCAUGCUGGUGGAAGAGAAGGACCCCUGGAAGGUGUCCACGGAGACUGCCUGUCUCAUUGACCAGGUACUCAGGGAGAUCAGUCGUGUUUUAAAACCGGGAGGUCGUUUCCUGUCUGUAACCUUCGCCCAGCCUCACUUCAGGAAGCGCCUCUAUGCUCGCCAUGACUACUGCUGGUCUGUACGUACCCGUAGCUACGGAGACGGCUUCCAAUACUUCCUAUAUGUGCUGACCAAAGGGGAGGAGCUUAGUCCAGAGGAUGCCACACUGGAGAGAAGGUUAUUGGAGGAGGCCCAAGAUCCGCCCAAUGCGGUCAGGACCCAGGAAGCAGAUACUGAGUCCUUCCUGUAUUGUAUUGACCUAUAGGAGACAGAAUCUCAAUGGACUCUACAACAGGCUACAAGUGGCUUAUGUUUGCCAUUAUGCCAAAGACUGUUUUUAUCCGCUGUGGUUUUUUAACCAGUUGUUAUACAGUGAUACAUUUUUAGGAUUAUGUCAUGUAUGCGUUGUUUUAUUAAGUGAAAACAUCUUUGAUUAAAACUACUUAAAGGCCAGUCAUUUCUGUAUCAUUGGUGUUCCGUCAAGUCCUCGUUAUAUUGUUUCGCUAAUUAUCCAUCAUUGGAGGUUUUGUGAGACCCCACACUACAAGCUCCUCCGGACAGUCUGUAUAACAGUCCAUUAACAUGACAUCACCUUCCUCCUGGUAUUUGUCAUUGAAAAUCAGAUCAGAUGAAGCUGUUGCUCUAGCUGUAAUAUAAAGCGCAGGGCCAUGGAGAGAGGAAGGGAGAGCAGAGCCAUAGAGAGAGGAAGGGAGAGCAGGGCCAUAGAGAGAGGAAGGGAGAGCAGGGCCAUGGAGAGAGGA
Oncorhynchus gorbuscha (pink salmon) is the source of this 1434-nucleotide messenger RNA. RefSeq names its product endothelin converting enzyme 2a (gene ece2a). Gene Ontology annotation, molecular function: S-adenosylmethionine-dependent methyltransferase activity. NCBI's taxonomy places the organism in Eukaryota, Metazoa, Chordata, Actinopteri, Salmoniformes, Salmonidae. The coding region runs from base 204 to 938 and encodes 244 amino acids. The transcript has 4 exons. The record is from RefSeq and is a predicted model, not a curated record.